Messenger RNA from Fonsecaea nubica, 1284 nucleotides. RefSeq lists its product as hypothetical. Bases 1 to 1284 code for a protein of 427 amino acids. Gene Ontology annotation, molecular function: sequence-specific DNA binding; DNA-binding transcription factor activity, RNA polymerase II-specific. Gene Ontology annotation, biological process: regulation of transcription by RNA polymerase II. Gene Ontology annotation, cellular component: nucleus. The record is from RefSeq and is a predicted model, not a curated record. Lineage: Eukaryota; Fungi; Ascomycota; Eurotiomycetes; Chaetothyriales; Herpotrichiellaceae. The transcript is spliced from 2 exons.
AUGGGGACAUCCCUCGAUGGGCUCACCACACCCUCCAGCCUAAGCCAGCGCAGGCAAACCACCUUCAAUCUCGACCUCCCGCCUCCCCAUGCUCUCCAGUUCAGUUCUGUGGUAUCAAGUCAGAAAUUCCCUCCUCUCUCAGGGAUCAAUACGUCGCACGCUAUUGCGCCCAUCAACCCGGGAAACCUUUUGACCCCCCCGUCCAAUUCAGCCUCGGAGAGCGGCGCUGCCUCAUCUGCAAUUCCCACGGGGACAACUCCAAACAGCGCAGCAGGCCCGGUGCUACCAUAUACGCCAACACUAUUCGGAACAGGCACCACGCCCACGGGAUACCACACGGGCUUCACACCUUCCUGGCAGAAUGGAUCUCUUGUGUCCGGCCGAUCUGUAUUUUCACCGAUACCAGGCGCCUUGAGGAACAGCACCAACUCCCCUUCAGCCGGAGAAGGCUCUGCAUUGCCCCCUCCACCCUAUGAUCUCCAUUCGGUUCAGCCGUACGGUGCCCCUGUUCCGCUCUCUUCUCCCUCAAACGCUGUCCACCAGACAGCCCAACAGAGCAUCAUAUCGCCGUUGUCGAACGGUGUGAAGCCACCCAACCAACAAUCCCCUGUGACGCCGGGCGACGGGGUCAGCAGAGCCGUAUCAAAUCCCGCUUUGUACGCAACCAUGACAACUACAGCUCAACAACAUCCUGCGUACCAUUUUGCAGCCGCACCAGUAUCACAAAGUCCGCACCAUCAUUCCCUUGCUGCUCCUCGAGUUUCGCCGCCACUCCAUCAAGGGCCUCAGUCCCAGGCUCCUUUUAUGCGCCCUCCUCCGCCCUCAUAUUCACUGCCUGCCAUGCCUGGUGCGAUCAUGUCCAACGUCCACAGUCCAGGUGCUCAGAUGGCAAUGGUGGGCAAUAUGCAAGCCAACAUGUUACCCAUGGCUUUCAAUAGCGGCUAUGCGGCAAAUGCCCACAGCAUGUAUGGCCCGGCUCGGAGCAAUACACCCCAACAACAACCGCUACACGACCGGCCUUUCAAGUGCGAUCAGUGCCCGCAAAGUUUCAACCGUAAUCAUGAUCUGAAGAGACACAAGAGGAUUCAUCUUGCUGUAAAGCCUUUUCCGUGCAAUCACUGCGACAAGAGCUUCUCUCGCAAAGAUGCGCUGAAACGACAUAUCCUUGUCAAAGGCUGCGGCACUGGAAAUCCCUCCGACGUUACGGCCAGAGAGGAUGGUGUCAAGUCCGACUCCGGAAGCGAUGGCAUCAAUGAAAGCCCGGCAGCUGCGCCGGCAGCUUAA